GGGGUGGUUCGGCUUCUACCAAUUGUAGCCAUGACUCAAUUUCCAAACGCCUUGGAGUUAAAAAAUUCGGUGGUGAAUUUGUGCGAAAGGGGAGCAUUAUUAUUCGCCAACGAGGAACUACAUAUAAGGGUGGCAAAGGUGUUUUUUUUGGUAGAGAUUACACUGUUCAUGCUGAAUAUGAUGGAACUGUAAAGUAUUAUAAAAGGUUCCGAGGACGAGUUAAUAGAACAUUUGUGGAAUCAGACGCCGACCAAGGCAAUUUAGAAUAUAUGACUAUUAACACAAAAAAAUCUUUUCCAUGCCAUGGAAUUAACCCAAUUGAAACUCUUUAUUUUGCCUCAGAGUUUGUAAAAAUUCAUUGCCAAGGGCUUAUUAAUCGCGGUUAUAUUAUCAGCGAAGUAGAAAAUGGUGAAGUUUGGAAAUUAGAAAAAAAAGAUCCUUGA
This is a messenger RNA of Ambispora gerdemannii, 443 nucleotides long. The record is from the annotation of a GenBank genome assembly. Lineage: Eukaryota; Fungi; Glomeromycota; Glomeromycetes; Archaeosporales; Ambisporaceae.